AUGGGAAAAGGCAGUAAGAAGGAGGCCAGCCAUGCGAAUGCUGGCAAGCCUAGCGCUAGCGAUAGCAAAAUUUCCUCGAUAGACAUAUCAAAGACACCUAUCGUAGAGAACCCCAUGUCCUUAAUCCAAAAACUUACAGAUUACAUUCAUGAGGAGGAAAAGAAUUCGAGUGCUUUAAGAAGCGAGACGCAACUUCUCAAAAAGCGACUCCAGGAAUCACAAGAGGAAGCGCGCAUAUCAAAAUCUAGCGCUGAAAAUCUCGAGAAAGAAUUACAGCAACUACGAGAUGAGACGAAAUCUCGAAUCCAAACUACAGAACAACUCGAACAAGAACUAAAUAAUGAGCUUGGACGCAAUGCUAGCACACUUUUCCAACAGGAAGUUGAGAAAGAACGACAAGUUCAUUGGAAAGAGAUGGAGAAUCUGAAGAAAGUGAUUCUUGAGUUGAAUCAAAGAAUCGUGAAUCAGGAUAUUAAGAGCGAUGUGAUAGAUCGAGGAGAUAUCCACAGUAUUGCCGAUGCUCUGGCAGGUGAAUCUAACGCCGGGUUUAAUGCCUGUAUAUCAAUGUCAGUUCGAGCAGAUGCAUCGGAGCAGGGUUUGACGGUCAAAAAUCCGGCAGUGGUUGACAAAAGCGCUAUUGGUAUUUUCGGUAGUAUUCAUCCGAGGGAACAUAAAGCUUUUGUGGAAGAGUGGCAUGCUACAUAUACUAACCAAGAUAACUUUGAUAUUGCGCUUUACUUGAUUUUGACCUGUUUCCAAAUCGUCGAUACUUACCUAGUGAUUGAGAAAAAGUGCAUAGCUCUUGAAACUGAGCUAUCGAAGCAGAAAAUAAAUAUGUUAGAACGUCAGGAAAAUCUAAUAGCAGCUCAUGACAAGGUGAUAUCUGGGAUGGAAGGACGAGCUGAGUUGGCGCUGGCACAGGACAAAAUAUAUCAGGACGAGCUUAAAGAGGCUCAUAAAGAAGAAAUCAACGUCUUGAAAGCAAGUUUCGAAAUUGGAAUUGGGGAACUCGUGGAGGAAUAUCGUCCUUUUAGAGAUAUUGCUGAAAGGAUCCUGGCUCGUGAGCGUGAGUGUAGUAAACCUUCCAAAGAACGCAGUGAGCAGAUCAUGGAUCAGGGAAAUCUCGCUGCUCAUGGGGGAAACUGUCUGGCAGUUUCUAAACAAAUAGCUUCAAAUCCAAACGCCGGUGAAAAGGAAUGGUUCAAAUCUUUGUACGAUGUUAGUAUUGAAACUUUUAUCAAGUAUCAAGAUUCCUUGCAGAUGCGCCGACUUCUCGAUAUGCGAUACGAGAUGAAAAAGUUUAAGACUGUUCAACUUUCUGAAGCUGAGUUUGAGAGAAACUUUCAACAUGUUAUGAUGCAGCUUACUAAGACCAAGAAAGAUCGUCUUGAAAAAACUUCCAGUGGGAAAUAA
Messenger RNA from Sclerotinia sclerotiorum 1980 UF-70, 1413 nucleotides. RefSeq lists its product with no specific name. The transcript has 4 exons. The coding region runs from base 1 to 1413 and encodes 470 amino acids. Lineage: Eukaryota; Fungi; Ascomycota; Leotiomycetes; Helotiales; Sclerotiniaceae. The record is from RefSeq and is a predicted model, not a curated record.